AUGAGGAAUAAGGCUUGGAGUCUCGCGAUAGUGCUGACAUUCCUGGUGUUGGUGGUCGCUAGGCCGCAGGAGUUUGAAGAUGAUGAUCACGAUGACGGCCAUUCUAUCGGCAAUCGGAAAGAUGACGUUUCCCGCGUCCAAAUAAAGGUUUACCGGGGUCCCACAAAGCACGACGGCUACGCACCAUGGGGUUUCUGGGUCAAGCAGCCAUCGGACGAUCAG
Molecule: messenger RNA, 222 nt
Organism: Iphiclides podalirius (scarce swallowtail)
Lineage: Eukaryota; Metazoa; Arthropoda; Insecta; Lepidoptera; Papilionidae
Source: the annotation of a GenBank genome assembly